GCGCGGGGCCGAAUACGCGCUGGGCUCGGGACUGCGCUCAGCUCCGCGUCGUCGUCCAGCCAGCGACCCACCAGCAGGCGAAUGGCCUCCGAGGACGCUCCCGGCCCCAACGGGCCGCACGCCGUGCACAACGUCGACGACAAGCGCGGUUCCGCCGAGUCGAUAGAGCCUCCGGAGCGGCGGGCGCGGCUGGUGGUGACCCUGGUCUGCUCGCUGAUCCUGGUCGUUGUCUUCACGAUGAUCAUCUACCGCAUGAUCAACGAGAAAGGCGAGUCCGUAGCAGCGCAACGACGCAAAGCGAACCAGAAGCCCCUGAGAAACUCUGUUACAGCGUACGAGACUCCGCAAAGGUCAGCGAGGACGUCCCAUAUACCACGCGUGGAGCCACCAGUACUGCCACCACAUACGGUACCACCACCUCCCCAUACUGAUGUUGAAAAGGCACCGUCAGCAGCGCCGAACAAGAGCGAAGAGACGCCGGUGGGUUCAACGUCCGAAACUCCGCCAGGACAGUCCACAGAGCCAGGCACGUUAGUCUCCAUGUACGCUUCUUAA
Dermacentor silvarum is the source of this 555-nucleotide messenger RNA. RefSeq lists its product as uncharacterized. The coding region runs from base 82 to 555 and encodes 157 amino acids. The record is from RefSeq and is a predicted model, not a curated record. Lineage: Eukaryota; Metazoa; Arthropoda; Arachnida; Ixodida; Ixodidae. The transcript has 6 exons.